Messenger RNA from Perognathus longimembris pacificus (Pacific pocket mouse), 1395 nucleotides. Its product is annotated as PRAME family member 12-like. The record is from RefSeq and is a predicted model, not a curated record. Lineage: Eukaryota; Metazoa; Chordata; Mammalia; Rodentia; Heteromyidae. The coding region runs from base 1 to 1395 and encodes 464 amino acids. Gene Ontology annotation, cellular component: cytoplasm. The transcript is spliced from 2 exons. Gene Ontology annotation, biological process: negative regulation of apoptotic process; negative regulation of cell differentiation; positive regulation of cell population proliferation.
AUGAGCGCCGGGACCCCACCCUCACUCCAGCAACUCGCCGGGAAAAGUCUGCUGAGCCACCAUGCCCUGACCACCUCUGCCCUGGACAAUCUGCCGCUGCUGCUGAUCCCUUCGCUCUUUGUGGAGGCCUACACUGGGGGCCACAGAGAGGUGCUGAAGGCCAUGGUGCAGGCCUGGCCCUUCCCCUGCCUCCCCCUUGGGGACCUGGCACAGCCACCAGACCAAGAAACCUUCAAGGCUGUCCUGGGUGGGCUUGAUCUGCUACUGGCCAGAAGGGAGCGCCCCCGUCAGUGGAAACUGCAGUUGCUCGAUCUGCAGGGGGAGCACCCAGGGAUCUGGACGCUGGGGUACCCUGCCAUGGCACAAAUCUCCUACCCAAAGGUCCUGCCUGUCAAGCCAAGAGCAAGUCCCUGGACAGAGAUGGCUGAAGAGCAGCCCUUGGUGAUCGCCAUCCACUUGACCAUCGACGAUGGCACUCAGGAUGAUCUCCAAGCCUUCCUACUCCACUGGGCCCGGGAGAGGAAAGAACGAGUCCGGCUGUGCUCGAGGGACCUGCAAAUUCUGUGUGACUCCAGCUCUGAAAUCCAGAAGGCUCUGUCAGUUGUGAGUCUGGACUCUAUCCAGGAACUGCUGGUGAGCGAACUGUGGCAUGGAGAAACCAUGCAAACCUUUGCUCCUUACCUGAGCCAGAUGAAGAACCUCCGCAAACUUACUUUCUGCAAUAUGCGUGGGGACUUCUACACUCCCAGCUCUCCAGAUUUCUCUUAUUCCUCCCAGUUGGGGGCACAACUGGGGCAGCUGCAGGGUCUUCAGGAGCUGCAUAUGCAAGAAGUCCUCUUCCUUGGUGGAAAGCUGCCCGCCAUCCUCAGGAGUCUGCCACCUUUGCAGCUCCAGCACCUGCGGCUGAGGAAUUUGUCUAUGGACAGCUUCAGUCCUGAUCCCCUGAGAGCCCUGUUGGAGCAGGUGGCUGGCACCUUGGAGACCCUGGCCCUGGAGGACUGCAACAUCAGUGAUGCCCACGUCUCAGCCUUUUUGCCCACCCUGAGCCAGUGCUCGAAGAUCAGCUUCUUCAGUUUCUAUGGAAACCACAUCUUCAUGGACACCUUGCAGAGCCUCCUGAGAGUCAUUGCCAGGUUGGGCCACUUGAGCGGAGGAAUCUAUUCUCCCCCUCUAGAGAGCUACGGGUCCACGGGGAACAUUGACCCUGACAGUAUGACCCAGGUUCUGGCUAGUUUGGCCCAGGCACUGAAAGAUGUAGGGACAACCCAGAAGGUCCAGGUCUGUACCGAUUUCUGUCAUUACUGCAACACUUUCCAAUACUACAGCCUGGAGCCGGAUGGUUCCUGGGUGUUCACAGAAGAGGGGCCUCAUGGCCUUGCUGCUCUGCCUGAGUAG